This is a messenger RNA of Hordeum vulgare subsp. vulgare (domesticated barley), 1376 nucleotides long. RefSeq lists its product as uncharacterized. The transcript has 10 exons. NCBI's taxonomy places the organism in Eukaryota, Viridiplantae, Streptophyta, Magnoliopsida, Poales, Poaceae. The record is from RefSeq and is a predicted model, not a curated record. The coding region runs from base 157 to 1152 and encodes 331 amino acids.
CAUAGACUGAGCAACACAAUUAUCAAACGACCUCAAGCUCAGCUCAGCUCAGCCCACAGGUAGAGUACGUGGCUGCAGUGCAGCGACGGAAGAGUUCGCCCCUCACUCGCUAGCUAGCCAGCUAUCUCCUUUGAGCUGAGUCACCGGCUCACCGCCAUGGCGCUCAGCCUUCGGGCCGCCGCGUCCCUCGCCGCUCCGCCGUCGGGCGCACGCGCCCGCCGACGCCCCGCCUCGGUGGUGGUCCGCGCCACGGCGUCCCCUGCGGCGCUCGACAACCGGAACCGGCGGCGAGAGCAGAACGUCUCCGGCGAGUUCUUCGUCGAUCACCGGUGCAUCGACUGCGCCACCUGCCGGUGGAUGGCGCCGGAGGUGUUCAAGAGGGUGGACGGCAUGUCCGCCGUGGCGGCGCAGCCCAGCUCCGAGGAGCAGAGGACCAAGGCACUGCAGGCUUUGCUCUCUUGCCCAACAGCAUCGAUCCACACCGACAAGCCGGCGAAGGACAUUCUCCAAGUGCAGAGCACGUUCCCGCUCCCCAUCGAUGACGAUCUUCCUGGUGUUUAUCUUUGCGGUUACCAUUCCGAAGACUCAUAUGGAGCAACAUCUUAUCUUAUAAUUCACCCAGAAGGAAACAUAAUGGUUGACAGUCCAAGGUAUACGCCGAAACUUGUGGACAAGAUCGAAAAACUCGGUGGAGCGCGCUACAUGUUUUUGACCCACAUUGAUGAUGUAGCGGAUCAUCGGAAGUGGGCUGAGCGGCUGAAAUGCGAGAGAAUCAUCCAUUCAGGAGAUGUAGUGGACAUUACUGCUGAUGUCGAGCGGAAACUUACUGGAAGUGGUCCCUGGAACAUUGGAAAUGAUUUUGAACUUAUCCAUACCCCAGGCCACACCGAAGGAUCGGUCUGCUUGUUGUACAAACCGCUAAAGGCACUAUUCACUGGCGACCAUGUCGCAAAAUCAGAAUAUUCAGACGAACUGAAUCUCUUUCGGAUGUACAGCAAGCAAUCAGUGAAUUUGCAACUGGAUAGCAUGAGGAAGUUAAUGGACCUAGAUUUUGAGUGGUAUUUACCUGGGCAUGGCUAUCGAAUCCGGUAUGAAGACGUACAUGCCAAAAAUGCAGCUAUUGAGUCUCUCCUAGCUAACUACAAAAACUAGGGAGCAUCUUGUGACAACGUACUUCCCAAAUAAGGAUUCCAGAAUAAAGGGACCAGGUUGAUAUGGAGUCCUAGUAUCCAGCGAAAUAAUGAUCGAUGCUACUGCUUUUACAUUUCUCCAAACAUUAUGCUAAUGCUUAUAUCAAGUACUAGUACUUGAUAUCUCUCUCCAAGAUGUAUAAGGGUUGGGCAUGCUUAUAUCAAGUUACGGACAUUAUUGGGGCA